UGAGCAGAGAUAUAUAUGGUUACCAAAAACAGAACUUUCACUUGGCCUAUAUGGUCAUACACGAGAGCAAAAAGGUCUGCUUCACCACAGACCUCUGUCUCACCUGUCAAAGGCCGCCGAUCGAGAUCAUUGUCGAGGUCUAGAAGGAGUCGUUCUAGGAGCCCAUCUGUGGAUGCAACCAAUCCUGGAAACAACUUGUAUGUAACAGGCUUAUCCACAAGGGUUACCUCUGCUGAUGUUGAGAAAUUCUUUAACAAAGAAGGCAAGGUGUUGGAGUGCCAUCUUGUAACUGACCCUCGCUCCAGAGAAUCUCGUGGAUUUGCAUUUGUCACAAUGGAAACUGUAGAGGAUGCAGAGCGAUGCAUUAAGUACUUGAAUCGUUCUGUGCUUGAAGGUCGACUAGUCACUAUGGAAAAGGUCUGGUGUGUGUACUUCAUCGAAUUCACAAUCUAA
Messenger RNA from Rosa chinensis, 453 nucleotides. RefSeq names its product serine/arginine-rich splicing factor SR45a. Gene Ontology annotation, molecular function: RNA binding. The transcript is spliced from 5 exons. Gene Ontology annotation, cellular component: spliceosomal complex. The coding region runs from base 16 to 453 and encodes 145 amino acids. NCBI's taxonomy places the organism in Eukaryota, Viridiplantae, Streptophyta, Magnoliopsida, Rosales, Rosaceae. Gene Ontology annotation, biological process: positive regulation of mRNA splicing, via spliceosome. The record is from RefSeq and is a predicted model, not a curated record.